Messenger RNA from Yarrowia lipolytica CLIB122, 555 nucleotides. RefSeq lists its product as uncharacterized. Gene Ontology annotation, biological process: protein K11-linked ubiquitination; anaphase-promoting complex-dependent catabolic process. The record is from RefSeq and is a predicted model, not a curated record. Lineage: Eukaryota; Fungi; Ascomycota; Dipodascomycetes; Dipodascales. Gene Ontology annotation, cellular component: anaphase-promoting complex.
AUGUCUGAAAAGCCGACUUUCACGGAGGGACUCGAAGAGGUGGAGGAGCUGGGGCUCACAGAUCUCGGCUCGCUCGCACACUGGUCUGUGUCGUCCCAUAAGACUGGGUGUGGCGUGGAAGCGCUUCGAUCGGACGACCACCAACUGUUCUGGCAGAGUGACGGCCCCCAACCCCACCACUUGGAUAUCCACUUCUCGAAGCGGGUCUCGAUCGAACGGGUCUCAAUCUACACUGAUUACGAGCUCGACGAGUCGUACACUCCUUCCAAGAUCAAAAUUCUUGCAGGAUCAGGGUACCAUGACUUGCUGGAAGUGACAGAGGUGGAUCUGGACGAACCCCAAGGAUGGACGCAUCUGGUGCUGGAUGGACUGAGAGAAGAUGGCGUGCUGAAAACAUACCUGUUGCGAUUGCUGAUUCCAGCUAACCACCAACAUGGAAAAGAUACACACUUGAGAGCUGUCAAGGUAUAUGGACCCAGGAAACAUAUGGUGAUGGACGACAGUAUUUUUACUUUCACCACACCACAGAUGUUCAGCGAACAGGUUAUUCGAUAG